This is a messenger RNA of Propithecus coquereli (Coquerel's sifaka), 2823 nucleotides long. RefSeq names its product phospholipid-transporting ATPase IK-like. Gene Ontology annotation, molecular function: ATPase-coupled intramembrane lipid carrier activity; magnesium ion binding; ATP binding. NCBI's taxonomy places the organism in Eukaryota, Metazoa, Chordata, Mammalia, Primates, Indriidae. Gene Ontology annotation, biological process: Golgi organization; phospholipid translocation. The record is from RefSeq and is a predicted model, not a curated record. Gene Ontology annotation, cellular component: plasma membrane. The coding region runs from base 1 to 2823 and encodes 940 amino acids. The transcript is spliced from 23 exons.
AUGGGGGACAUCGGGGUCAGGAGGGGCGCCCAGCGGCGGUGCAAGGCCCAGCCUGUCCGGGCUGGGAAGUAUGAACUGAGACCCGAAGGCCCCACCAGCAUGGGCGGUCUUACCUACCCAGAAGAUCUCCAAGAUGCUAACGAGAACACAGCGUUCACCUGGGAUGUAAAGGCCAACAGCCGCUCCUACCACUGGCAGUUCAAGGAGAAGGUGUUUCUGUGCUGGCACAGGCAGAAGUACAAGACCAACAUCAUCCACACGGCCAAGUACAACUUCUUCUCCUUCCUGCCACGGAACCUGUACGAGCAGUUCCACCGCGUGUCCAACCUGUACUUCCUUCUCAUCAUCAUCCUGCAGGGCAUCCCCGAGAUCUCCACGCUGCCCUGGUUCACUCUCUUCGCCCCCCUGGUCUGCCUCAUCAUCAUCCGAGCCACCCGCGACCUGGUGGACGACAUUGGCCGGCACAGGAGCGACAGAGCCAUCAACAACAGGCCCUGCCAGGUCCUCGUGGGGAAGAGCUUCAUUUGGCAAAAAUGGAAGAAUCUGUGCGUGGGAGACGUGGUCUGUCUCAGCAAGGACAGCAUAGUCCCGGCCGACUUGCUCUUGCUGGCCAGCACUGAGCCCAGCAGCCUGUGCUACGUGGAGACAGCAGACAUCGACGGGGAGACCAACUUGAAGUUCAGACAGGCCCUGAUGGUCACCCACCACGAGCUGACCAACACAAGGAAGAUGGCAUCCUUCCGAGGCCGGGUGAUGUGUGAGGAGCCGAACAGCAGAAUGCACCAAUUCGUGGGGCGCUUGGAGUGGAGUGGCAAGAUGUACCCCCUGGACAUUGGCAACCUCCUCCUCCGCGGCUGCAAGAUCCGCAACACGGACACCUGCUAUGGAAUGGUCAUCUAUGCCGGCUUUGACACAAAGAUCAUGAAGAACUGUGGCAAGAUCCACUUGAAGAGAACCAAGCUAGACCUGCUGAUGAACAAGCUGGUGGUCCUGGUGAGUUGCCAAGAGUUCAAAGACAGGCAGCACUACCUCUGGAUCCCGUACCGGGGCGGCAUGGCCAUGGAGUCCUUCUUCAUCUUCUGGGGCUACCUCAUCCUGCUGAGCGUCAUGGUCCCGAUGACUAUGUUCAUCAUGGCGGAGUUCAUCUACCUGGGGAACAGCAUCUUCAUCAACUGGGACAAGGAGAUGUACUACACGCCGCAGGAUGUGCCUGCCAAGGCGCGCAACACCAGCCUCAACGACCAGCUGGGCCAGGUGGAGUACAUCUUCUCGGACAAGACGGGCACGCUCACGCAAAACAUCCUGACCUUCAAGAAGUGCUGCAUCGACGGCCACGUCUACGGUCCGGAUUCAGAGAGCAGGACUCCCAAGGGGAACCCCUAUCUAUGGAACAGGUUUGCCGACGGGAAGCUGCGUUUCCACAAUGAGAAACUGCUGCGCAUGGUGCGAGCCGAGAGGGACAAGGUGGUGCAAGAGUUCUGGCGCACGCUCGCCAUCUGCCACACCGUCAUGGUCCAGGAGAAAGACAGUGAGCGGCCAGACCGGCUGGUGUACCAGGCGGCUUCCCCGGAUGAGGAGGCGCUGGUCACGGCGGCCUGGAACUUUGGCUACGUGUUCCUGUCGCGCACCCAGGACACCAUCACGCUCGUGGAGCUGGGGGAGGAGCGGGUCUACCAGGUCCUGGCCAUGAUGGACUUCAACAGCACCCGCAAGCGGAUGUCGGUGCUGGUCCGAAACCCGGAGGGCACCAUCUGCCUCUACACCAAGGGUGCCGACACGGUCAUCUUGGAGCGCUUACACAGGAAACACAUCACGAAGCUGAACACAGAGGAGGCCUUGGCUCCCCUGUACGAAGGUUGGUUCCUGGCCCUGUUCAACCUCCUGUACACCUCCCUCCCGGUCCUCUACAUCGGGCUGUUUGAACAGGACGUGAGCGCCCAGCAGAGUCUGCAGAUGCCUGAGCUGUAUGUGGCGGGGCAGAAGGACAAGCUCUUCAACUACUGGGUCUUCCUCCAAGCCAUCGCCCACGGCACGGCCACCUCCCUGGUCAACUUCUUCAUGACCCUGUGGAUCAGCCGGGACACCGCGGGCCCCUGCAGCUUCAGUGACUACCAGUCCUUUGCGGUGGUUGUGGCCCUGUCGGGGCUGCUGUGCAUCACCAUGGAGGUCGUCCUGAUCAUCAAGUACUGGACCGUGCUGUGCGUGGUGGCCAUCCUCCUCAGCCUCAGCUUCUACGGGGUCACAGCUUACGUCACCCAGAGCUACUGGCUCUACAGGAUCUCCCCAAAGACCUUUCCAUUUCUGUACGCCAACCGCAACGUGCUGUCCUGCCCCUCCACCGCGUUGGUCAUCCUAUUGAACGUGUCCCUGAACACCCUGCCCAUCCUGGCCCUCCGGAUGAUCCACCAAGCCCUUGAGAAGCCAUGCCCCAAGGAGGAGGCGGAGGAAGAGGCCCCAGCUGAGGAAAUUUUCACCGUGGAGCCCAUACCCCAUUUACAUCGGGGAUCACGUGGCCGGUGUUCCAGCUAUGCCUUCUCCCACCGUGAGGGCUACGCAGACCUCAUCACUCAGGGCACAAUUCUGCGGAGGCCACAAGGGAUCAGCAGUCAGUUGGUAUCUGAUUCCCCAGUCCCAUCUGAAGAAGAGCUGCUCUCGAGCCCAAAUAGCUCAGGAUCUGCUGUCAACCAAGGAGGGGUCCCUUUCUCUUCUGAAGGAGUCAGCACUGCCCAGAGAACACCAGCUGUCCCUUCUGGAGAGUCAGCCACAACCUUUGGCAACCGAGCCGUUGCCUUUGGGCCAGCCGUUUUGGGGCAGCCAGACUGA